This is a messenger RNA of Engraulis encrasicolus (European anchovy), 2206 nucleotides long. RefSeq names its product homeobox protein Hox-C13a-like. Gene Ontology annotation, biological process: regulation of transcription by RNA polymerase II. Gene Ontology annotation, molecular function: DNA-binding transcription factor activity, RNA polymerase II-specific; RNA polymerase II cis-regulatory region sequence-specific DNA binding. Lineage: Eukaryota; Metazoa; Chordata; Actinopteri; Clupeiformes; Engraulidae. The coding region runs from base 404 to 1327 and encodes 307 amino acids. The transcript is spliced from 2 exons. The record is from RefSeq and is a predicted model, not a curated record.
UCAACUGUUUUUGUUUAUAACUUUCCCACAGAUUCAACAAAAUGUGACGAUUCCUUGGCCUUCUUCCGCAGAGGACUGCGGGCUUUUACACGUUCCCUUUAAGGUCUGACGCGUCUCUCCAUCUCAACCAAUGUCUUGGCUUAUAAUACUUGGAAGUGCAGUCGCUUAUGUAGUUCUAAACAUACUUUAAAGGGAUGAGUCGUUGCCCCUGCUCCCACCUCCCAACGUCUGCUCACGUCGCUCGUGUUAUCGUCACAUGUCGGCCGAACCCCUAGUCUUAAUAAUGAACUGGACACUUCGAGCAGCUCCUGCUGCGCAUGCGCCCGGUGAGAAAAAAUGAGGUUGGAAGUGAGGUGUCCGUCUUGGAGUAGUCGACUUUUAAAAAGCAUCGGCAGCCCGUGAUAUGACGACUUCGCUGGUCCUGCAUCCAUGCUGGGCGGACACCUUGAUGUACGUGUAUGAAAAAAGUCCGAAUGAAAAUAAUCCACAUAAAAACCAAUCCAUGGAGGGACUGAGCGGGAAUUGCCCUGCGACCCACUGCAGGGAUCUCAUCUCGCACCCGGCUCUUGGCCGUCACUCCGGGAGCAUUGCUACCCACCAGGGCUCCGUUUAUCCCGACCUCCCCUCGCAAGACGCCGGGCGCCAGUGCCCUGCACCGCAAACCUCGUCGAGCGCCUCGCUGGGCUAUGGCUACCCAUUCGGAAGUCCUUACUACGGUUGCCGGCUGUCUCAUUCGCACAACGUCAACCUGCAACAGAAGCCAUGCUCUUAUCACCCCGCUGAAAAGUACACAGAGCCGAGCCCAGCCUUGCCUACCGAGGAACUCUCUAGUCGGGCCAAGGAGUUCGCCUUUUACCCGAGCUUCGCCAGCUCGUACCAAACAGUGCCGGGCUAUUUGGACGUGUCAGUCGUGCCGGGGAUCAGCACGCACCCAGAGCCAAGGCAUGAAACUUUGAUUCCUAUGGACGGCUACCAGCAUUGGGCUUUGUCGAACGGAUGGGAUGGCCAGGUGUAUUGUUCCAAGGAGCAAACUCAGUCGACCCAUCUUUGGAAGUCCCCGUUUCCAGAUGUGGUGCCACUGCAGCCUGAAGUCAGCAGCUACCGCCGAGGUCGCAAGAAGCGCGUCCCCUACACCAAGCUCCAGCUGAAGGAGCUAGAGAAGGAGUACGCGGCCAGCAAGUUCAUUACCAAAGACAAGCGACGGCGGAUCUCCGCCACCACCAACCUCUCCGAGCGACAGGUCACCAUCUGGUUCCAAAACCGUCGCGUGAAAGAGAAGAAAUUCAUCUGUAAAUCGAAGACAAAUGCGCACAUGCAUGCCACCUGAUCAGUGCGCUCUCUUUUCCCCCCCAUCAGCGGCCGCCACAACCGACUCACGCCCCCAAACUUUAUUACCCACACGAACUAAGAAGUAUUUAUAUUUUAUCCGAAAUCAGAUGCGCAUCAUGUCUCUUCAACCGUUUAAUCACCUGGAUUUCAAAAUUGAUAAUCAGAGUGAGUUGAUAACAAAACAGGACAAGUCUCAAAGGGGAAGGUUGAAUGGAAAAUGGCGCAGCGUUGGAUGGCCCUAAGACCCAUUUUGGUGUUUUUGAGUUAUUUCUUUGUCUUCUUCCCAGAAAUAAGAGAUUAAGAGAUUUUCAACAUAUUUGGUGGGAAAGGGGAAAAUCCUCUCAGACAGACGCACAUUGAAAACUUGGCAGUGUGUGUGGAAGGAAGCAAAAUUUCGGAUGGUGUCUCUUGAUAUUUGUGCAAAAGCCAUUUUGGUUCCAGGACUCUGACUUCAAGAGUUAUUGUGUUUUUUUUAAGUGACCGUCUAAUGUCUGGUGCCAAGGGUUGUGGAGGGGGAGGCUGCUAUACGUGGAAUUGUACAGUUACGUGCAUCUAUUAUUUAAGUAAGAGUCUCGAAUGGCAGGGGAUGUAAAUUGCUUAUAUUUUAUGGUUCUCAUCAUUUGUUCUUUGUCAGUGAAGGAUAAUGUCUGUCAUGCAACUGGAAUGAUUAUCAAUUUAAUGAAUAUUAAGAAAAAAAGAGAACUACGUAUUAAUGCACAAUCUCUUAGUUGGUUUAUAUAGCGAGUUGCAUUGCAUUCGAGCCGAUAACCCCUCAUUGUACGCGUUUUUCAUUGGUUCAGUGCAGUAUGUGAACAGUGAUGUGGUGUGUGUUUAAAAAAUGUUACCCAAAAUGGAAAUGUUUCGUAAAUAAAAAUCA